Tripterygium wilfordii is the source of this 2122-nucleotide messenger RNA. RefSeq names its product cyclin-A2-2. Gene Ontology annotation, molecular function: cyclin-dependent protein serine/threonine kinase regulator activity. Gene Ontology annotation, cellular component: nucleus; cyclin-dependent protein kinase holoenzyme complex; cytoplasm. The record is from RefSeq and is a predicted model, not a curated record. The transcript is spliced from 12 exons. Gene Ontology annotation, biological process: regulation of cyclin-dependent protein serine/threonine kinase activity; mitotic cell cycle phase transition. The coding region runs from base 257 to 1717 and encodes 486 amino acids. NCBI's taxonomy places the organism in Eukaryota, Viridiplantae, Streptophyta, Magnoliopsida, Celastrales, Celastraceae.
UGGGAAGUUUAAACUGGUGUCCCCGCCCCGCUCACGCUCCGCUUAUAUCAACGCAUCACAGUCUCUCUCUCUCACUCUCUUUCUCUAUCUCUCAUUCUCUCUGUUGAAAAAGUAGCGAAAGCUUCUCUUAUCUGUGUCUGUGUAGAGCUCUAGAGACCGGUACUGAAAGUCGAGGAGCUCCCAACAACACAUGCAGGUUCAAUGAACAGUAGUUAGAUUUAUAUAUGCACAUAGCUCUUCUACAAGGCAGGCAACUAUGAACAAAGAAAAUGAAAGCAUUGCCAAAAUUGAAGAGCCUACUGCUCGAAUCACAAGAGCACGGGCCAAAGCCUUCGGGACUUCCAGUGGAAUAUUCCCCUCAUCAAGACCUCCUUUUAAGCAGGAUCAGAACCGUGUUCUUCGAGCAAAUUCCAAAAGAGCAGCUUCAGAUGAGAAUGAAAUUCCCAUGACUGGAAUCUGUGGACUUCAGCAUAAAAGAAGAGCAGUGCUUAAAGAUGUGACUAACAUUGUUGAUGAACAUUUGUAUAUAGACAGAACCAGUGCAAUGAAAGUUCAGAAGGAUAGAAGAGGUCUGGCGAAGAGCAAAACAAAGGUGGCAACAGAUAUCUAUGAGGGAUUCCCUCAGGAUGAAGAGGAUGUGAAGACAAAAUUAGCAGAAGAAUUAUCAAAGUUAAGAAUGUUAGAACCACAAGACCUCACAUUAUCAAGGAAGUUGCAAGAAAAAGGGGUUGUAGAGAAAAAUAUGCUUCACAGCACACGGGAAUCCAGUGCAGAUGAUCAAAUGCUUCUGGAACCUGAUUACAUUAGACCAGCUGGAAUGCAAAAGACAGAGAACAAGAUUUGCAUGAAACUGGGAGCCUCUAGUGGUUUAAGCAUUGUGAAUAUAGACUCAAACGUAAAGGAUCCUCAAGCGUGCAGCUUCUAUGCCCCUGAUAUAUACAAUAAUAGACGUGUUGCAGAGCUCAAUCAAAGACCUUCAAUCGAUUAUAUGGAAAAAUUGCAGCAAGACAUCACUCCAUGCAUGCGUGGAAUUCUCAUUGAUUGGCUUGUGGAGGUUUCUGAAGAAUACAAGUUGGUUCCGGAUACGCUUUACUUGACGGUGAAUCUCAUUGAUCGGUUCCUCUCUCAAAAUUAUAUUGAAAAACAACGACUCCAGCUCCUUGGUGUAACUUCCAUGUUAAUUGCCUCAAAAUAUGAAGAAAUCUGUGCACCACGAGUGGAAGAAUUUUGUUUCAUCACAGACAAUACUUACACUAGGGGCGAGGUAUUGAAAAUGGAGAGCCAACUUCUGAAUCUCUUGCACUUCCAGUUAUCUGUUCCAACCACAAAAACAUUUCUCAGGAGAUUCAUUCAAGCAACACACACUUUUUACAAGGUUCCUUGUACAGAGAUGGAGUUUUUGGCAAAUUACUUAGCUGAGUUAACUCUUCUUGAGUAUAACUUCCUAAAGUACUUGCCUUCCAUCGUAGCAGCAUCAGCCGUGUUCCUUGCCCGAUGGACACUCAAUCAGUCAGACCACCCUUGGAAUCCUACUUUAGAGCACUAUACCAGUUACAAGGCAUCAGAACUGAAAACUACAGUACUUGAACUGCGAGAUUUGCAGCUGAACACUAAUGGAUGCUCGCUAAAUGCUAUACGUGAGAAGUACAGGCAGCAAAAGUUCAAGCAUGUGGCAAACUUGACCUCCCCAGAACGAGUUCUAUCACUGUUCGAGUGAUGAACAGGACCAGGAGGCAGAUGUAUUCCAGAUGAAUUGAACUAUUUAUGUGAUGGCACUGUCUUCGUAUUGCAGUGCUUCGAGGCUAAUUGUGACUCCAAUCAUGAAACGAGUACCGUUAUUCUUAUCUGUUGCUAAUUGGUCUUUCAUCGUUGUUGUAGCAUUAUAUGUUACUUGUACUUCCAGAGCAAUUACAACCUGUAAUUGCUAGUGUAGAACAUUAACAAUGAUAGGAGUGUGUGUCUUCCGGGUAAUAACGCUUGAGAACUUCCCAACCUGUGAGAAGCCUUUCACAGUUACUAGAAUUAUUUGCUAGAUGGCAAGAAGGCCAUGGAAAUCUAGCCAUUGAUUAUGACUGUAUUUACAGAUUUCAUGAACACGCAUAAGAAAAACUAUGCCAAAACA